GUCAUAACUCAGCAGUGUUUGGAGGCUUUAGCUUAUCUGCAUGAUUUGGGAAUCAUACACUGUGAUCUAAAACCGGAAAAUAUUCUUAUCAGAAGUUAUCGAAGAUGUGAGAUAAAGGUUAUUGACCUUGGAAGCAGUUGCUUUCAGAAAGAUAACCUCUCCCUUUAUGUACAAUCUCGUUCCUAUAGGGCUCCUGAAGUUAUUUUAGGCCUCUCAUAUGACCAGAAAAUUGAUCUCUGGUCACUUGGCUGCAUUUUAGCCGAGCUAUGCUCAGGGGAGGUUCUUUUUCCAAAUGAAGCAAUUCCAAUGCUGCUUGCUCGUAUGAUAGGAACACUUGGUCCCAUUGACAUGGACAUUUUGCAAAGAGGGCAGGAGACGCACAAGUAUUUUACAAAAGAAUACGAUCUUUAUCAUAUUAAUGAGGAAACAGAUCAACUAGAGUACAUAAUCCCCGAGGAAACAUCAUUGGAACAUCAACUGCAGGUUUCUGAUUCUGGGUUCGUUGAGUUUGUAAGAUACUUGCUAGAGACUAAUCCAAAGAGGCGCCCGACUGCUAGGCAAGCCCUCGAGCACUCAUGGCUUUCCCAGUCAUACGCUGUUAACUCCUUUUGAGAUUUUCAUAAAAAAAAAUGAGUUCCUAAACAUAGCCUUAACAUAUGUCGCCAAUUCUGACUUGGUCAAUACAUUGAUUAUCACUUUGUGCAUGUUGUAAAGUAAUGGUUUAGCAGCAAAUUUAUACAUUUCCAAGAUUUUGUAUAGGUUUUUAAAUGUCCUCUUCAAGAGAUUGUGGAAUGAUCUUUUUCGGGCAUGGGAUAAAAGAGGAGGUUUUGGUUUUGUA
This is a messenger RNA of Olea europaea var. sylvestris, 838 nucleotides long. Its product is annotated as SRSF protein kinase 1. Gene Ontology annotation, molecular function: protein serine/threonine kinase activity; protein tyrosine kinase activity. The transcript is spliced from 3 exons. The record is from RefSeq and is a predicted model, not a curated record. The coding region runs from base 307 to 612 and encodes 101 amino acids. Gene Ontology annotation, biological process: peptidyl-threonine phosphorylation; peptidyl-serine phosphorylation. Lineage: Eukaryota; Viridiplantae; Streptophyta; Magnoliopsida; Lamiales; Oleaceae. Gene Ontology annotation, cellular component: cytoplasm.